Molecule: messenger RNA, 1227 nt
Organism: Knipowitschia caucasica
Lineage: Eukaryota; Metazoa; Chordata; Actinopteri; Gobiiformes; Gobiidae
Source: the annotation of a GenBank genome assembly
AUGGAGGCAUCACAAAAUGACUCAAACGCCACAAUCAACUACACUAACAAGUUCGCGCAGCCCCCGUGGCGUGUGGCACUGUGGUCCAUCGCCUACAGCUCGGUCCUGGCUGUGGCGGUGUUUGGGAACCUGAUCGUCAUCUGGAUAAUCCUUGCGCACAAACGCAUGAGAACGGUCACCAACUAUUUUCUCCUUAACCUGGCCUUUUCUGACGCGUCGAUGGCUGCGUUCAACACGCUUAUAAACUUUAUUUAUGCCUCGCAUGGCGUGUGGUACUUUGGAGAGGCAUAUUGCAAGUUCCACAACUUUUUCCCUGUUACAUCUGUCUUCGCCAGCAUCUACUCCAUGACGGCAAUCGCAGUGGACAGGUACAUGGCUAUAAUCCACCCCCUGAAGCCCCGUCUGUCGGCUAAAGCCACUACGUGCAUCAUAGUGGUCAUAUGGUGUCUGGCUGUGGCCCUGGCCUUCCCCCUGUGCUACUACUCCACCACCAUGAUCGCACGCAAUCGCCCACUGUGCUACGUGGCCUGGCCCCGCAAAGCUAAAGACUCCUUAAUGUAUCAUAUCAUCGUAACGGUGCUGGUGUACUUGCUGCCCCUUGUGGUCAUGGCCAUAACUUACACCAUUGUUGGCGUGACACUGUGGGGAGGAGAGAUUCCGGGAGUUUCAUCUGACAACUACCAUGGACAGCUCCAGGCCAAGAGGAAGGUGGUGAAGAUGAUGAUCAUUGUGGUGGUGACGUUUGCGCUCUGCUGGCUUCCGUACCACGUAUACUUCAUCGUGACGGGUCUGAACCGAGACUUGAGCCGGUGGAAGUACAUUCAGCAGGUCUACCUCAGUGUGCUGUGGCUGGCCAUGAGCUCCACCAUGUACAACCCCAUCAUCUACUGCUGCCUCAACAGCAGGUUUCGAGCUGGCUUCAAGCGCGCAUUCCGCUGGUGCCCUUUCAUAAAGGUGUCUAGCUACGAUGAGCUGGAACUGCGCUCCACCCGCCUCCACCCCACACGUCAGAGCAGCAUGUACACACUGUCACGCAUGGACACCACCACCGUCAUGGUGUAUGACCCAAAUGAGCCUGACGGGGGCGCCGAAGGGUCCAGGAAGCUCCCCCUGUCGUCUAGGAAGAAGAGAUACGUCAUGUCUCGACAGCUGGAGGACAUUACCAACUGCAACGGGAAGGAGCAAAACGGAAAAAUGUCUACCAUGCAUUCAGAGGUGUUCUCAUGA